GCGGAGGGGAAACAGAGGCAGAGGCAAACUAAGGAAGACUAUGUACUUAUUUAUUCUGAGGUGCGUAUUAAUUGACUGGCAGGACAGCCAGAGAGUUAGAGAGCACAGAUUCGGUGGUCAAGAGAUGCACAAUUCAAUCACCACAUCAUCAAAAAGGAAGCCGGCCAGUUUUAAGAGGCCAACAGGAGGCUGUAACCCGAAGCGCCACUGAGUGCAGGCUUGGGAGACUCCUGGGAAACAGCUAAUAAGCUGCUUGGGAGUUGUAAAGUCCACAGAGCAGUGUCCAGGUUUUAGUUUACCAAAGUUGGUACUGCUCCCCCCUCUGAGUGGAGGCAGCCUGGGACUGCUGACGUCACUGAGGAGCAGAGAUAAAGGGGUGAUAUACAGCAGCUGGAAAGCAAAAACUUCUGAGGCGUGCUGGAGAGAGGCUCUACUGCUCAGUCCAGGGAACCACUGCUAAGCUGACAGGAACCCUUUCUUACAGAGAUCUAGGGAGGAGGAGGAAGAAAAGGGAACCAUUAAAGAUACCCUCAGAAAAUUGCUGAAAAAUGCCACAGAACGUUGUCCUUCCAGGACCGGCGCCUUGGGGCUUCAGGCUGACAGGAGGGAUAGACUUUAAGCAGCCGUUAAUCAUAUCCAGGGUAUGUCCUUUUCCCUUUUCUUUUCUUUUUCUUACAAUGGCAUCCUUGAAGUUGUGGAAGUGUGGAGUCUGCAGGAGGUGAUGGUGUUUUGCUCAUCCUCAGACAAGACAUGCUUUGCUGAAUGCUUUGUAUUUUUAAAGAACACAACACAGGUGGUUGUUAAUUUUGCACUGUGCAAUCAAUGGUUGAAGGGUUUCUUUUAAUAUGCUUGUCAAGAAGAGUGAGCAGACUUGACACUGCUAUUUCUUCCCAUGCACCCCUUCCUCUGAUGUAGUAUUCAUCUACUCAACCCACAUGAAUGGUUACCAGUGCAAUCCUAGAUAUGUCUCUUUAGAUGAAGAAAACCACUCAAUUCAAUGGAAUCACUCUCAGGUAAGGGGACACAGGAUUCACUGGACUGCAGUCCUGUAAUCCGCUUACCUGUGACCCCAUUGAAUCCAGUGGGAUUUGGAAUAGGGCCAAAUUUGCAACACAAUUUUGCAGUGCAGUGCCCUCACCCCCCACCACUUAGCUUCAGACAACCUGGAACAGGGCAUUUAUAGCACUGCUUAGGAGAAGGUGGGAGGACACCUUUUCCACUCCUGCCCCUUCCCCAUAAAUGCUGCUAGAGAGCUUAAGCUUGGGUCUGGCUGCCAGCCCCAAACUUGAGCAUUUUGUUUCUACAUGAAAGGGAGACAGGGUUUGGAGACUAAGGAACUGGAGAAUGUGUCUUCUUUUCCUUUGCUUCCUCCUGUAACAUCUUGAUUAUUCACCCCUCCACUGCUUUCAGAGCCUUCCUCCCACCUCCCCUGCAGACAGAAAUGAGAGAAACCUGUAGAAAGCAAUGGAUAAAUUCAAUUUUUUGCAUACUUGAGUUUCCUACUCAAAAAAAGCAAAAUGUAGCAGCAAAUACAGGAGUUCCUAACCAUAGCAUUAAUGUGAACCUAGAACUUCCAUCUCUGGUGAAAUAAGAUGUGUCUGUUCUUGCUUUCUCCAUAUAGGCUCAACUAGUAUCAUAUUCUGUAUGUCCUGGAAACUCAUAGGUUCCUCUUGGACCAUUUUGGGGGUUUUCUUUUAAUUUACAAACUUGCAUACUUCAAUCUACAGUACCCAGGGCUCCCUCAAGUUUAUAGAAACCACCUCCUUAUUUUUGGUUGUGCUGUUUUGCUUUCAAACUGAGAGGUACACAGCCACCCACUUCACUUUACCUAACUGGAACUCUAAUGUGCAUAUGAUAACUUGAAAAUUAAAAAGGAUGUUGUCUUCCCUGUUCAAGCACAAAGAUGGCAUAUAUAAAGAACGGAACAUCAUGCAAACUCUUCGACUGAAACCCUUAUGCUACUUAUUCUAGUGAAAAGAAACUCAAGGAGUCAGAAAUUUGAGGUAGAGAAGCAAGGGGGCACAAUCCUUUUCUAGCCCACUGCUUUUCCAUUUCAUCACCUCCUCAAGCCACUCCAGUUGUGCAUCUCCAUACAACAACACAGCUGGGUGUCAGUUAACUAGUUUAACUAAGUUGUACAAAAGGAAUUUGCAGGAUACCUUCUUGGGGAAAGGAGCUAUACAUAUUCAUUUUCACACUUAGGGUAAGUUCACACAAAAUCAGCAUAAUGAAAGUUCACGGGGAGAGUGGGGUAAUGUUGUAAUUAGUUGUGCCUAAUAAGGGGACAACUGAAGGAUCAAAUGUAGACAUUUCUGAGUGCUAUCUUCAGAUAUUUUUCAAAAUGAUUACACACUCACCCUGUUGGUUUGUAACUGGGAACUUGUUGACAAGUGGGAUAUACUUCCCUAAAGCAAAUCAGGUUAGUAAUUUUAUUGAGUUCAUCUAGGAGCAACUUAACAUGUAUAUUACAAUGCUAACUCAGAGAGUCUUCAUACUGAAUCAGUUGGGGUUACUUUGCUGACCUCAAAAAUCAGCAAAGAGGUGAUAUAGUUUUAGGAUUGAUUCAUUAGCAACAAUUUCAAGGCCACACCAUCUGUACACAACGUCCUUUACAGGAACAUAAAUCCUUUUUGAGCCAUCCAGAUUGAUAUACAUUUUUGCCCAAACAUGCACAGCCACUCCAUAUCUUUAUCCUGAGGCAGCAUGCACAAGGAUGUGGAAUGUUGCCAUUGUGGACAAAAACUGUGAGACCUAAUUUUGGAAUUCACAUUUCUGCAUUUUCCAUUACUUUAUAAUGCUGAUCAAAUAAAGUCAGUGCCAAUGCCUUAUGCAAGAACUGUGAUUUCAACAUCUCUCUCAUUUAUUUCAUUUUACUGCAUGCAUUUUACUGCAUGCACAAGUAGAAUUAAUUGGCCACAACCUUGAAGACCUCUACAGACUGAAAGAUAGGAUAAAUAUUUGAAAUAAAUAACAAAAAUAAAAAUGCUCCUGCUAAAACAAAGUAGUUUAAAUCUCACUGAGGUCAAUUGAAAUGACAGGCACAUCCUUAACUGACAUUAAUAGAUCUUUGAAAAGUGAUUAACAGUACAGCCCUUUGUUGGCUUAUUCAUAAUAGAUUCCCAUUGCAUUCAGUGGUGAUUACUCACAAAUAACUAUGCACUGGAUCGUAGCCUUACAGAGCAGAUCGUGCCCUUUAAGUGUUAAAAAUUCCAUGAUAUAUACUUUCAAUAUCACUAUUUUACAAACAACUUCAGUUUCACUGGAUGCUACAAAUACAGCUAGUAUUCCUUGCAGAAUGAGAAUAUCUAAACGUAUUAUCCUCUCAAAUUUGUGGUCUGAUUGAAAAAGUACAACUACACAAAUAAAAAAUGCCAGUGUAAGGAGUUGAAGAAUUAUUGCUGACUUAACAGUAUUUCAAAUGAGAACUCUUGUUAGAGUUAAGGUACUAAAUUUAGGCACUUAAAGAAAAACCAACACAGCUAGCUAGUACCAUAAACAAAGAGUAGUUUGUUUCACCAGAACUCCAUGCACUCUGAGUGUUUAACCUUCAUAAAAUGCACAAAGCACAUGUAAGCUGAUGUGGUGCAUGCUUAUGGCAUCUGACAUGGCCACACUGGAGAAAGGGAAACAAUGUCUGAGCUUAAAAACAAUAGAAGACACUGUGGAGUUUUUGGACUCCUAUUGCCUUUUAUGGCAUUAUAAGAGGGAAGGACUUUCCAUUAUCUCUCAAGAAAAGUAUUUUAGUAAUGCUAGGCUCCUUGCCUGCAUUUGUUUACAAUAAGCUCAGUCAAGUUUAAAGUUCUAUUAACAAAAGAGGAGCUGCAUUUAUACCUAAUUACUGAGAAGUAAAUUGUUUGGUAUUAUCUGAGUCACUGUGAGACAAGUAGCUUUGGGAGCUGCUGAACAAGACUCAUUAACUGUCUGUUUCAAGGCCUACUGCUCCGCACUGCAAGGCGUGUUUACAUAAAAAGACAAAUGUGAAGACGGAUGCCUUGAGUUUUACUGGUACAUCUGUUUGAUGUUAACAUAUGUCAACUACUUUGAUUCUUUUUCUCAUUUAUAUGUAACAGUUCAGUAUUUAGAAAUGGAUCUCUAAAGUGCGGGCCCAAGCCCCAGAAUACUUUAAAUCAGUUCAAUAAAACCUUAACUCCUUGAUCCAAAAGAUAUGGAUUAUCAGAGCAAGUUCUAAAAUCAAUGGCCCUAAAGGAGCUUAGGUUAACCAUUUUUAAGGUAACUGGCUUGAGGGUAUCUUGAACUACCCAUGUGCAAACCGUAAGAAAUAUACAUGGGAGUCAAAUUAUUUUGUUUGAGAAACAAAACACCAAACCGUAGCAUUUUAUAACAAAGUACAGGAUACAUAUGCAUUUUUGAUAACACUAUGUGAAGACAAAUUUAAAACGGAACAGUGCAAACACAGUAAAUGCACAGUAAAUGGAAGUGUGAACACAGCCACAGUUACAGUUUUAAGAAUACAUUUAUCUCAGGUUGAAUGUCUGCAUGCACUCCAAAUACCGGUAAAUGAAGUUGAGCUCCUGCAUAAUCAGACUUUCCCUAUACAUUUCAAUGGAAGGAACAAGCUCUGUGUGAGCAUCUCUUUGCACAUCCAGAACUGAACCCUUAUUUGAAGUGAGUGCUGGAACACCUGAAGAUUGAGUGGGAUCCAUGUAUACCAUGGACAAGGAACCUGCAGCCCUUCAGAAGAUGCAGUUCCUGUCAUUCCAGGUCUUUGGCUACAUGGUGGGGCUGAAUGAAGUUAUAGCUCAACAACAUCUGGAGGGCUGCAGGUUCCCCAUGUUGUACACAUUAAAGGAAGCCACACCUUCAAAGAAUAAUUGCAUCAAGGCAAUAGUGUCUACCAUACAUUGUAUAGUUUUAACUUUUCACUAUCGGGAGCUUUUAAUGACAACUUAUUGGACUUUUCUAAGUAAAGGUAUUUACGGAUGAGGGACUUAUUUCCUAGUGGCUCAGGCUAUCAUUUUAAGAGAAUUGUACUGAAUCCUUAGGAAAAUGAUACAGGACAGAUCUAUGUUUUUCAAGAUGAAGAUGUACAUAUUUUUUUAAAAAAAAUUCUUUAGCUAUGCCAAUUUCCCAUCAGUUUGUGACAAGACAGCAUGAUCAUUCAAAAAUAGCUUUCAAAUUAAACAAUAAAUCUUUUUGGAAUUGAUUUUCUAGCAGCGUAGAGUUUUAAACAGACCAUAGCAAAACAGAGUAGCCUAGUCAAUCAGGUAAAGACUUCACAAGGAAGAGACAGAAGGGGCUACUACCACCUGUUUAUCUAGAGAAGUGAUGUCAUAAUCAAAAAGCUAUCUGUGGUUACCCAAACCAAAUACAGUAAGACAACCCUCUGGAAGGUUUCAAGCAAAUGUAGAACCUCAGGGCAGAUAAUCCAGACAAGCUAAGUAUAGAAGUGGAUUGAACUGCAGCCCAAUCGUCAACAUACUGCACUGCUUGUUUGAAGGCCACCAAAAUAAAUGCAACUAAGGCAAAAAGAGCAGUUUGUGGAUUAAUCAAAGCAUGCUAAGAGACAGUUAAGCACAUCAAUGCAAGAAGCAAAAUAUUUCCUUAUCUAAUAACUGUGAGAAGCUGGAUUUACAGAUUAGGCAAUUGACAAGUAGAUUACAAUAUUGUCAUGUUUCACAAAAAAGCUUUAUCAAGCAAUGAUGCUUCCAAACAAUAGCUCUCUCUCUCUUUUGAGAACCAGGAUACACACAUCAGUAAGAACCACACAUUAGUAAGGCAGACAACUUUUAUUCCCUAGUAGGGUUGGUGAGCCUUUACUAAUGGCAUGACAGGUAGAAAUCCAACAUGGGUACGCAUAAAAAAUUUUAGCACAUCAAAAGCUUUUUCAGUCACACUAGCUUUUCACAUACGAGGGGCGAAUUAUGUAGACAAGGAAUCUCCUAUCUGAAAUCUGAACUGGUACAUUCUAGGAAAGGCUGAACCAGAUGAGAUUUCUAAAUGCCCUGUGCUGUGCAGGGCAUUGUACAGAAACUGUAACAUACCAGAAAUUACCCCUAAGUGUUCUCCAUGGCAAAAUUAUAAUUUAAAAAAAUACAUCCCCGAAGUGAGACUAUAUUCUCUGUUUGGUCACUUUGUGACAAUGCCACAAGAGUUUGGAAACAGUUGUCUGAAAUCUUUAUUUCUUGCUACAAUUAGAAUCCCACCUUUCCACCAAGGAGUUCAAGGUGGUGUACAUGCUUCUCCUCCUCUCCAUUUUAUCCUCACAACAGCCCUGUGUGGUAGGUAAGACUGAGAAAUAGUGAUUGGUCACCCAGUGGACUCGAUGGCUAAGUGGAGAUUUAAACCCUGGACUCCCAGCUUCUAGCCUGACACUCUAAACACUGUGGAACACUGGAAUGUGCUGAGGAGGAGAUCAGGUCUGGAACUUCCAAAACCCUUAGCAUUUGCUCAAGCCAAUAUAUCACUUGCUAAACUCUGUAUCAGACAUACUUCAUGUCUGGUAUUUUUUGAAGAGAGAAAUAUUUAUGGAAUUCUUCAGCCUUCUAGAAAAGGCUUGCACAGUUUAACAUUCUCUUUCACAAGGAGAGGUGUAGAAACCAUAGGAAGGAGUGGUUCAUGGCAGAAACUAGUCCCAAGGUUGCCAGGCCGCAACCAUCACCCACACCAGACUUGAGUGAACAAUGUUUGCUAUUUCCUCUGUUUUGUAAUUAUGACAAAUUUCAAAAGUAUUAAGCCAACCACAAAACCUGUUACAUGCAUAAAACUGGAUAAAGCACAACAAAUUAUAUAACCUGUGUGCCAACCAUCAUCACCCCAUCCAUAUGCAAAGCAGAUAAAGAAAAUAUUAGAGAGCAAGUUUCUGUUUUAUACAUCCAUACUGCUAAACAAUGGCAUUAUAACUCAUAUAAAACACUGAGAAAUCUGUAUUACCAUUGCAGACAGACUUGCUGACUCAUGGUCCCUUGCUGCACAUUCCAUGUCAUGCAACAUAAUGUAGAUGACAGUUGUCUGUCCUCACUGGCAGCACCAAAACUCUUCUGAACAUAAGCUUGUUUUAGUAUUUUAACUCUUCGCAUGUUUUAAACUAUUGCCGUAUAAUUUUAUUGAGUUUUUUUUGUAAACAGCUUUGUUUUUUCUACAAUCAACAGUGUAUAAAUUUUAUGAAAUAAAUAAAUAAAUGCUAAAAUAUCAGCUAGCACCAAAAUAAUAAUAAAAAAUAGAAGCUAAUGCUUACAUGCCUGUCACAAUGAGUCACAGACCAACUACAGCUCAUACUCGAAAUUAAGUGAAGGUUCACCACCUCCCUUAUUUGUGUCAAAAUAAGUUGCACUGAAAUCAAUACUUCUUAUGUGGAAACAGGUCUACUUAUCAUUUAAAAGAAACAUCUUGUGUUUCUUUCAGAUCACUCCAGGAAGCAAAGCUUCACAAGCCAAUUUGUGCCCUGGUGACAUCAUUAUAGCUAUUGAUGGCUAUGGCACAGAGAACAUGACUCACAAUGAUGCCCAAGAGAGAAUUAAAGCAGCAUCACACCAACUCUGUCUGAAAAUUGAGAGGUAAGAUUUUGCCAUAUGCUUGGAGUACAAUACAGUGGUACCUUGGGUUACAGACGCUUCAGGUUACAGACACUUCAGCUUACAGACUCCGCUAACCCAGAAAUAGUACCUCGGGUUAAGAACUUUGCUUCAGGAUGAGAACAGAAAUCGCACGGUGGUGGUGCAGCGGCAGUGUAAGGCCCCAUUAGCUAAAGCGGUACCUCAGGUUAAGAACAGUUUCAGGUUAAGAACGGAUCUCCAGAACGAAUUAAGUUCUUAACCUGAGGCACCACUGUAAUGGAUUCAAUAUUUCCCAUCUAAAUUAAAGUUUGCCAUUAUCUGAUGAUUACAAACAUUCAUAGCCAUGGAUCCAAUAAAUUUCUGGGCACAACCUCCUAGAUGUUCUUGGCAUGAUAAUGUGGCAAGAUUGCCAUGACAAUUCCUAGUCCUGUUUCCCUUGGUGUAAUAUAUCUUCUGCAGCUUCUCAGACUAUUUUCUACUAAAUAGUCCCACUGUUAAACAGCACUGCUCCUUACAGGUUCGAAACAAAAUAGUACUCAGUUUGGCCUUAAGUUUGGCCUUACACAAUGGAAUGAGGCUGUCUCCUAGGCCACCCAUCAGUGGGUGAUUUGAGAGCAAGAAAUGGUAGUCAAGGGGCCAAUCAGGCAGAAGCAAGCAAAGUAAAGACAGGGAGAAAGCAUGAGCACAGAAUAACCUGCUGCUCAAGAGUGAGCUGGAAUUGGAUUGUGCAAUGUUUAGUUAGUCAGGGCCCUGCAGGGCUCAACAAGAGGAGUGUGAGACUGCAGAAACUGGAGACAGUAGCUGGAUAAGAUAACAAGGAAUUCAGCAAGGGAGUAUGACUCUGAGGUAUAAGGAAAGUUGUCUCCAGGCCCAAGGCUGCUGGUUCAAAUUCCAGUAUGCUAUUGUCUAUGGAAACUUGGGGCAUUGCUUCUUCUCACAGACACCAAAGCAACCAAAUUCUAAAUCCUAGCUCAAUUUGCAGUAAAGGGCAAAAGUUUGCAUUUUGCCUAAUUGCAUUGUAAGAUAUAGCCCACCCAUUCUAUUCUUGAUGUUACCAUUGUCCUUACAUGCUUCAGCUUUUCCACUGUACACAUUCUUACCAAGCACAACCUUUUCUUUUAAAAAAAAACCCAAAACAGGUUGAUUGUAUCCAUUUUAUGUUUUGUUUAAAAAAACACUCUUUGGAUUCAGAAGUGGCUCACCAGUUGGGACGCAGCCACUUUGCUAGCUUCCUGGUAGGUGUGUUGCUGUUGCUUACUGGGAGGGACAAGGCAGUGGGGAGGUUGGUGUGGUGCAAACACACCAGAUUAGUGCCAACAUCCCCACUGCCUCUCCCCUCCUCUCCCUCUGAGUAAGCAACAGCAGCCCAUCUGCUAAGAAGCUGGUAUAGUGGUUCCACCCCACCCAGCAAGUCACUCCUGCCUGUAUUGUUAUGGGGUGCUCCCAGAUAGAUAUUUAUUGGGGGAUCAGUGCUGCUUAGGCAAAGUUUUUCACAGCAUCCAUACACAUUGAUUUCAAAAUGCCAGCUUGCAUCCCACCACAUUUAAUUUAGAUUUACCCUGUCUGAGAUAAUUCUGUUAAGUUGACAUAACUUGUUGCCAAUGACCUAUUUGCAAUAUUAAAUCCCCAUUUGGAAGCAUCCUUAGACUUUCACAAUUCCUCUUAUCUUUCUUUUGCCACAAGUAAGCCCACAAGCAUUAUCUGAAAUUUUCCCUGCUCAACAAAAACUAAAGGACCACUGUUCUAUUUUUCUUUAGUUACCAAUUCAGUAUUGUCUACUUUUCAUAAGAUAAUAUACAAAUAAACAGUUAACUUAUUUAAAAGAUAAGUUUUCAUGUUGUGAUAAAUGGGAGACAAAAGCUUUGGGGGCUUUAGGAUUGCAUAACACAAUGAAUGCAGAUGUGCUAUAUUAAGGAUUCUUCAUUUUUCACCCUACAGGGCAGAAACAAGAAUGUGGUCUCCGCAAAUAACAGAAGAUGGUAGUCCACAUCCAUUCAAAGUAAACUUGGAAGCUGAACCACAGGUAGCAAAUCGCUUUAAAUCAGCAGCAUUCCCAUUGUAUUUUGCAGCAGCUUACUUAUAUUUUUAUUAUGUUUCCCAAUGUCUAAUUAACCUCCUGUUAAACAUAAGAUAUCUUAAAGCAGUACAUCCCUAUACUUUUGUAUGAAAAACCAUUGGAAGCUGUAAGAUUCUUACAUCUGUUCUGGACAUGAUCUUGAGCCAUUAAAUUCUUAAUACCUCACAUGUUCCAGAGCCGAGUCCUGACACUGAAAACAGCUUCUAGGGAAAGGCCCCAAGGACCCCUGGUUAAAUUUACCCAUCCUCACUCACCUGAGUAUCACACCUAACCCAAAUAAGUCUACUGUCUUAACCCAAGCCACAUCUGCAUCAUACAUUACUGUAUAUCACUUGAACAGCCAUGGCUUCUCCCAGAGAAUCCUAUGAAUUGUAGUUUGUUAAGGGAGAAUUGUUCGGUGACCCCCUGCCCUCACAGGGCUACAAUUCCCAGAGUUUCCUGGGAAGAGGGACUUAUUGUUAAACCACACUGGGAAUUGUAGCUCUGUGGGGAGAACAGGGGUCUCCUAACAGCAGCCUUAACAAGCUACAAUUCCCAGGAUUAUUUGGGAGAAGCCAUGACUGUUAGUGGUAUAAUAGUACUUUAAAUGUAUAAUGUGGAUGUGUCCCCAAAUUGAAAUUUUAAAGUCUCAGAAUUCUGAGGGAGUCUUAUCUUCCUUGGUCAGGCAGAAACCCUCUACUGUAUCCUCAGCCUGGUUGAUUUACAGCCAUCCUGGAUGUAACACUGAUGAUGUAACUUUCUUAACAAUGCAUGCUUAUGGUUAGUUAGUGUGUGACACUAAACGGAUUACCCAUUCGGGUAGUCAUUAUUCUAGAUGAACUGAUCUACUUCAGAACUUGUGAUAUCUGUUAGGGGCACACCACACAGUGAGCUCGAAUAGUAAUAAUAUUUGGAAACUAAGGCAUGCAUAAUAGAAAUACUGCAUUGUUUGAAAUCUCAGUAACAAAAUAAUAUGUCAAAAUCAAAAAUACUGAAUUCAUUUUACAAUGCUGAAAAUGGUCUUUUCAAACCACACAUUUUAACCUAUACAAUGCCAUCCUGAUAAACAGGCCAACUGGUUUGUUUGAGAAUACUCUUCUGCUGCUUGUAAAAUUCAAACAGUGUCCACCAUUUAGAGCUAUCUGUGUGAUUAUGCCCCUAACAGCUUUGUUGGGACUUAUAAAUUAUGUGCAGUGAUUACUAUUUAAAUUUGGUCUUGAGUUCUCAGUGAAUUUAUCAGACAAAUCAGCCAAAUUUUAGAGGUUUAUUCAUACAAUAAAUGCAAAAGCUGGACUGUUAUUUUUUCUGUUGCUUGCUUUGCCAUUUACACUUUGCGGACAUGGUGAUAUUUCUAGAAACUAAAAUUAACUCAAACUCAUUGCAGCAAUGAUAUACUUUUACAGUAAGACAUUACAAAUAUGAUGUUGUUAUAAUAUGCACUCUUUCUGCACUUCCAUCUGUAAACUAAUCCCAGUUAAAAACUAGUUGAUGAUAUAUUUAUCAAAGUUAAUUUACAUAUAACAUGGUUUCUGACUAUAUAGGAUUUACUUGCAUUCUUAGAAAUGCACCUUGAUUCCACAAGCACAUUUACUUGGAAGUAGUCCCCACUGAUAGUAUAAACCUUUGCAUUUAUCAACCAUCCCAUUAGGUUGAUAUACCAAACAAGUGGAAAUCUUGCUCAACCUGUCUGGCUUUUGAGAUAUUAACAAUUAUUUCCCUCAUAUUUUUAAGAAUAUUUUCUCAGCUAUAUGAACGAAGGGUGGGUGUUUGAAUAAAAAAAUACAACUGCAGCUUUUAUUGUUAGGAUACUGAUGGGCUAAAUAUGGCAUGCUAUGGGUUUGCUGCAUUUGCUUCUAGCUACAGAAUGUGCACAGCUGAAACAUGUGGCUGAGUUUACAAGAUAUUUCAAUGCCAGGUGUGCCCACACUAUUUAAAGAUUAGUUUACUAAAUCAACCAAAAUGACUCAAGCAAGUGAAUAGCCUCACUUAAGUAGGCUGUAGAUCUAGGCUUUUGGUUUCAGUGGCACAUUUGUCCUUUGACUUCAGUGAUAUUGGAAGCAUUCUAUUUAGAACUCCACACUAUGGUGUUUGCUUAUAUGCUGGGUCUUUUUCCGUUUAGUCUUGUCUACUUUUAGAACACUGAUCUAGCGUGCGCGCACACACGCACGCACACAUAUAUGUACCUAUUAUGUGUCCAUGUCUUUUUUACUGAAGGUUAAGCUGAUUUAUGGCUGUGAGACUUUUCGAGCAAAUAUGCCUAGACGUUAAUACAUGUGGAAAAUAGAUGCAUUAAAAAAAAUAUUAAAUGGCUAUUUAGCCUUUUCAUUUCAAAAAUUGCUGUGGGCUCUGCCAGACAGCUUCUUUAUUUAGCAUUAAUCUUGACUUGCUUGCACAAAGCUUAUGCAAAAGUUAAGAUUAUAUCUGGUCUUUAUGGAGCAUUUGUUCUGAUGCGUUUGUGGGAGGAGAUACAACAGGGGUCAGCAAACGUUUUCAGCAGGGGGCCGGUUCACUGUCCCUCCGAACUUGUGGGGGGACGGACUAUAUUUUUUGGGGGGAAAUAUGAAUUCCUAUCCCCCACAAAUAUCCCAGAGAUGCAUUUUAAAUAAAAAACACACAUUCUACUCAUGUAAAAACACCAGGCAGGCCCCACAAAUCACCCAGAGAUGCAUUUUAAUUAAAAGGACACAUUCUACUCAUGUAAAAACACGCUGAUUCCUGGACCGUUUUUGGCCAGAUUUAGAAGGCGAUUGGGCCGGAUCUGGCCCCCGGGCCUAAGUUUGCCUACCUAUGAUAUACAACAAGGAGCAUUCAUCUUGAUUUGCUUACAGGGUGUUUAUACAUCUUCCUGUGAAUCAUUUGCUUAUUCCAUGCUAUUUGCCUAUCACUUUCCAAACUGAAAAAAUCAGAUUUUUUUUUUAAUGGCUUUGUUGUGCUAGAGUACUUUGAUCCACACUAAUUGCACAAACCUAAAUUUCCUGGAAUGUGCUUGAAUCCCUCCUGCAAAAUAUUAUUAGGAUUGUUUCAACAGUAGCCUCUAAGUGGUAAACAAUGUUACAAAAAAUUCAAUAAGCACAAAUCUGGUUAAAACAUAAAAUCAGAAAAUCUUAGUAUUAAAAUGCCUGCUAAAAUAAGAAGUACCAGAAGUCAAACAGAGAGGCGGACUGUUUGAUCCCAGCCAGAAGCAUAUUCUGCAGAAUUGGACCCACAAUACUGAAUGCAUAGUUACGAACUGUGCAUGUGAGCUAUGGGGGAUCACUAACAGUGACUCCCCCAAAUACCUCAGCAAUUAGGCAGGGAUAUAAGAAAUUAGUGGUCCUUGAAAUAUCUGACCCCAAUUGUUGUCUUGUAAUUGUUGGGAUUUGAUUAGAGGCUAGGAGAGGAUAUAUUUAUUAGAUUUUAUCCUUCCUCACAUUGUGGAGUUGAGCAGAGUGCCAUUCCUUUGCCACUUAAAAGGGAGCUUGUAUAAGCUAGUUUUAGCCUUUUAGUAUUAACAAACCAGGGUGCUUUAAGGCAGACUGGAUUUUCCUGAUAUUACCCACCUUUCCCUCCCCCUCAAAUAAUAACCACACAAUAGGUUUUCUGGCAAAGUGAAAAUAACAUUUACUCACUCAGUCUACGUCUUCAAGAACAGCAGUUAUGGCAGCAAAAUGUAGGCAGGCUUAAAAUGCUAUUUAAGUUACUAAGAGACAUUAAAGUCUAGCUUAGAGAUGGAGUCUGAGCUGGAGGUUACAGGUAUUGUAAGAAAAAAGGGUGUGCCCAGGAAGGGAGGAGCAUACUAAGUUAUACCUCUUCCUGUCAGGACACAAAAGGGAAGUGAUCUCACAGACUUCUCUAGUAAGAACCGUAGGAAAACUCUAUGAGCUUCAGCCCCUAUUAUGUGCCUUGCUAGAAAAACAUGAAUUUUUGAUUUGACGGCUAUAAAUAUCCUGCAGUAAUUAAUACAAGAACCUUGAACCUGGCCCAGUAAUAUAUGGAUAGCCAGCGCAAGCUUUUAAGCACUAGAGUCAUGCGCUGGUGGUAGUUUGGCCCUACUGGCAAUCCAGCUGCAGCAUUUUGCACCAGCUGGAGCUUCCAGACUGGGCCCAAUGUUGACUCCACAGAGAGCACUGCAAUAAUCGAAGUCUUAAAGUUACCAAUGCCUUGUAGCCAGGGCAAGCUAUCCAUGUCCAAGACUGACUGAAAGUAUCCUUUCACAGUUUAAUCUGAAACAUGUUUACUCUGACAUAAAUCCUACUGAUUUAAAUGGGACCUACUCCCAAAUUAAAUAUGCAUAGGAUUGCAGGUUUCUGUUAUUUAAUCUGAGACAGAGAACCCCCUCCCCAAUCCCUGAUAACGUCUAGCAAUCCAAACUAUGUCAUUACAUGUGUAAUGCAGAGUUUUGCCAAUCCCAUGUCCCUUUAUUGGAUGCAAUUUGCAGGGACAAAUAAAUUUCAAUGACAAUGUGAGUUGACUCAUAUUGGGACUCCUAGAAGUUACUGGGGAAGACAGAAGGCAUGGUGGCUGCUAAUUUUGACUGCACCUCUUACGUAAUAUCUAAAGGUGAAGGUACCCCUGCCCGUACAGGCCAGUCGUGUCCGACUCUAGGGUUGUGCGCCCAUCUCACUUAAGAGGCCGGGGGCCAGCGCUGUCUGGAGACACUUCCGGGUCACGUGGCCAGCGUGAUGAAGCUGCUCUGGCGAGCCAGCACCAGCGCAGCACACGGAAACGCCGUUUACCUUCCCGCUAUAAAGCGGUACCUAUUUAUCUACUUGCACUUAGGGGUGCUUUCGAACUACUAGGUGGGCAGGAGCUGGGACCGAAAGAUGGGAGCUCACCCCGCCGCGGGGAUUCGAACCGACCAUACGAUCGGCAGGUCCUAGGCACUGAGGUUUUACCAACAGCGCCACCCGCGUCCCUCUAUGUAAUAUCUAAUUACGGCCAUAUUUAAGCUACACAGCCAAAUUUACAGUUUCUUCUACAAAAAUUAGCAAUGACAUGUUAUUGUCUAUAAGUAUAUAUCCUCCCUAUACUCCUCCAUAUAUUUUCUAUGGUGAAACACAGGAUGCUUGCUUAGUAGUUUGCAGCAAGAUGCGUUUCAUUAAUAAGUAGCAGCAUUGCCAAUUGUGCUUGUUAUUGGCUUUAAUGUGCAUUGUAGCUUUGUGUAUUUUGUCUGCCUGUUGUGCACAGGAAUUCAAGCCCAUUGGUACAGCUCACAACAGAAGGGCCCAGCCUUUUGUUGCAGCAGCAAACCUCGAUAACAAAAGACAGGUGGUGAGCUCUGCCUAUAACUCUCCCAUUGGGCUGUAUUCAUCUGGCAAUAUACAUGAUGCUCUUCAUGGACAGCUACGGGGCCUUAUCCCCAAUUCACCUGCAAAGUAAGUAAGAUGCUCUAAGAUGGUCUUUUGCUGCAACAUCUGUUUAACUGGCUUCAUGGUCUCAAGUCCAGCUCUUGCUAUUCUUUUUUCUUUCUUUCCUGAUGCUCAAAAUAUACAAAGUGUUAUUCAAAAAAUUUACCUCUAAAAUGAAUCUUCAAAUAAGCAAGACCAAUAUUAUAGACGUUUCUCUUUCAGAGGGUUGGCUACACAAGACAUUAUUAUUAUUAAGCACAUUCCAGCCAAAGCUAAAUACUGAAGGCACAUCCUAUGUGCAUGCACACACAAGAUGCACACAGGAGCAAGCCCCAUUGGUUUGACUUACUUCUGAGUAAACAUGGAUAGGAUCAGACUGCAAGUCUUAUUGAUUGCAACAGGCAAUAUAGAAAAAUGGUGUGCAGCCUCAUCCUAUGUGUACACUGUGUUCAAUGGGACAUAUUCCAAAGUACGUGAGUUUAGGCUUGUAGCCUAAAAAGUUAACUUUGGCUUGAUUGUUCCUAUUGUUCUCUUUUUCUCACAAUAACAUCAGAUGUAUUAAUGUUACUACUAUAUAACUUACAACUCAAUAAUUUACAACAUGUAUGUUAACUAAUCUUUUCUGGAAGCAAAUAUGCUUGCUUAAGUUAAAAACAACAACAACCCUGUAUUUCCUUUUCUUCUUCUUCUCCAGGACUUGGGCUACUUUGAACACAAGCAUAACAUUCGGCCCAAACCUUUCAUAGUCUCAGGCCCAAGCAGGUUAUAACUUCUCUGUGUAAUCUGUAACUGGGUGCAUGGUGUUUUGUUUUUUAAUGAAAACAGUAACAAUGCUAUUUCAGUAUGUUGUAAAGCCUUCUAAUGAAUAAACGCUUGCUUUGCAGCACCUAUAAAUCUGAGAUCAAAUGCCAUCAAAUGCCAAAAGACACACCUGUUUCAUUUGUCAUGGAGAAUAGUAGUGAAAGGGCACACUUUUUGUGCAAUUAUUGAUCAAAGUCACAACAAUCUGCCAAGCAGUAAUACGCCUGCAAUCAGGUUAAUUUCAACUAAACCUACAUCAGAGAAUUGUUUGGUGCAUUAGAGAUCAAAACUGAAAUAUCACACGUAACAUUACUUAUAGGGCUUUAAAAUAUGUAGUAACGUACAUACAAACAAACUACACCACCACUAUAAUGUUGAGCUAGAAGGGAGAAUGAGAAAAGGAGGGAAGGACCUCAUAUGGAACCUCCACGGGCUAAGGCUAUCCAGUGUACAUCCAAGGACGCCAGUAGAUAAGAACAAGAUGGCACUCUUAUGAAAUAGAGCAGGGAUAGUUUGAUAGGGAUGUUUCUGUCCUUUAUGGAAUGCUGAAUGACCAUUCUUAUACAAUUCUUCAAUGCAGGAUGUGAUUUGAGGGUUGAAAAUGGAGUGCUACAUAUGUUUAUGUCCUGCAGGGAGCUGACCAUUUUGCAGUUAAUGUGUCAUUAACAAAUUGCACAUCGGUACUCUCAUUUUCUAUUUCAUAGGCAAAUGAUACUAUUUUGUUUAUUUGGUUAGAUUGUUUUGCACAUCGCCUUUCAUCUGAAAAUCUUAGGAGUGGGUAGCAGUUAAAUUCAGUAAAAUACAGUUCACAUCCGUACAUACCAUUAAAAACACAAUAAAAGCAAAAUAAGUUACUAAAUGUCAGUGACCAUUCCCCCAAAUCUAGAUAAAAAAGCUACCUUUUGAGCUUUUUAGAGUAAGUGCCAACUGAAUUUCAAGGGACAGGGAGUUUCAAAGCCAGGGUGCCACCACAGAAGCUGGCAUGCACAUCACCAUGCCUAGUGCUGAAGCACUAAUUGCGGGGCAGGGGCUGGUGCACAAUUCGACUGCUGGGCAGAAGUCCAGGAGACCAACAUCAGGUGGAGUGAGAUAUGAUGACAGGUGGAACCACCUUCUGACUUUUUGUAGGCAAGAAGGCAGGCAGAGUGCCUCACUUGUAGUUUUAUAAAACAUUUAAUGCGUCACCACGAAUAGAAGUUAUUAAUAUUGCAGUUGCUGUAUAAGGGAUUAUUAUUAUGACCAGAAUGUAAUUGAAAUUAAUAAGAUUUUGGAAUGCAAAAAUAAAGAAAAUCAUCAAACCAUCAAUUCUAGCAUGCGGGGGGCCACCUUAUCUAAAUUAUAUAAUUCAGUAUUUAAACGAUUGGAAUUGGUAAUUGUAGUAUAAAUUGGUAUUGUUAUAACGAGGCUAUUAUUGGAUUGCAAUUGAAAACUAAUAAAAAUUAUUAUCAAGACAGGCAGGCAGAGAGAGACUGGCUGAGAUCAGUGUGAGGUUGUUGGGGCAGUACCCCGUGUGCCCUAGGACCAGCGCCAACAGGCAAUAGCUAAGGCCUCCCUCGCCAAUCUCCCAAGUUGUGUUGUAAGAAUAAGUUGUGUUGUGUUGCAGAGUAUAUAGUUCCAUGCUGAGCAUAAUUUUUGAGUUUACAUAGCAACAUAAAAUAUCAGCUGGUGGGCAUCUGAAAUAUUUUGCUAAAUGCACUCCUUCUCCUGCAGCACUCGUGGGCAGUGCCCUAUUGCUUCUAACAAUACCUGGCUGUUAACAGUGCACUUCAGCUUCUGGAGUUAACAGCAUCAUUAUUGACAAGCUUUGCUCAUGCUUUCCAAACAUGGAUCCUGGUUUUAUUUCUGAGUAACAGUGUGUGGCUGUAUGGCUAUCCCCUUGUAUGGAUAUUUAGCUUGAGUGAUCUGGCAACUGUAAAGUUUCUUACUUGCUUUGGCACAUGUGCAGCUCUUCUGGAAUUCUUUGUCUUGCCUUUGAUGGUAAGGAAUGCACUUUUCUUAAGGCAGUUGACAACAUGGUCCUACUUAAAUUCCACAUGGCAUCCCUGAGGGAAGUUAGUUCAGUGAAAAAGGAUCCAUGAUGUAGACAAAGCUGCCAUUUAGCUGUGGGUGAUAUUUCCCUUUUUAUAAUAUUUGUGACAAUAAACACCUGAAAUUCAGAGAAAGAUGACAAAUAAUGAAUAUUGUGAAUGUCUGAAAACUCAAAGAGGUAUCAGUAGAUGCAGCAAAUAAUCUACAUAUGAUUGCCAUCAGUCACUAAAAGUGGUGAAUCAGAAAUCUGGUUUCAAUGUUCCCAAAAUUUGGCAUUGUGAAUGUUCACCAAAUUCAGGACAUUAAGGUUCCAGUCCAAUAAUUUUACACCCUUACAGUCUGGGAGGCAGUAAUAUGCACUGAAACCAGUGGUCUUACUUUUGAAAAAGGCAUAGGACUGUUCUGUAAGGCUGCUGUCCUUUGCACACAUGCAGAGUAUAAUUUCUUUCUGACGUAGCAUGUUUAGUAGGAUUAUGCUGCUGUAGUAUUUACAUAUUAGUCCUACAGCAUGUUUAUCCAUAAUUAAAACCUUAUUAUUUCUGUUAUAUUUCUGCUAAAUAAGUCCACAUCCUUAGAGUAGUUUCACAUAUCUUAAGAAAUGUUAGAGUUGUCAAUAGAGGAUGUGCAGCUGAACUGUCUGUUCACUCCCCACAGUUCCCGUCUAACAACUAAAAAGAGCACUUACACACCUCUCGUUCCCUGCUAUGGGCGCCCCAUGGGCAUCUCACCAUGGGAGAAAUGUACAAGUUGCCCAUUUAUUUCUUGCCAAUUGCCUCCUGCAAUAUUCAAAGUUACCCCUAAGCUCCCAUUUUAAAUUAACUGUAGGUGAUCAAGGGGGUUUCCAUCUGUCUUAGUAAACCAUGCUUAGGAGGCAAAUCAUGCCAUAUAACUAUUAUAGGGCUUGUUCACAGCUGAGCAUUAUUUAGCUAGUAAUCCACUCCCAUCCCAUUCGAAUUAGACUCAAGUAGUCCACCCCACAUAUAUCUGAAUUUGUGCAUAAAAAUUUAUUAAAUAAUAACAAUAAAUAAUAAAUACAUUAGGAGCAACUUGAGUCUUUCCUGUGUUUUUCCUCAGCUUCUCAUUUGUUGAUUCUAUUGGUAAUGUUCCAAUGGCUUUUAAAUAGGUAAAGAAUGCACAGCUUUUCCUACCACAGUGAGAUUUGUGUCACAUAGCAAUUCUGAACCAAGAAAAAAAUAUGUGGUCAACUGCUAAUACAUUCCUAGUCUAUGUAGUUUGUGUCUUGGACCAUUGAAUAUUUAAAAUUGAGGACUCUAAAUUAAAAACUGACAAAGAAUGCAUGCUUUUGUAAUCCAAAACGAAUGCAAGAAGAAAAUCUGACACGUCUGAUUAUUUCUGUGGCAUCAAAGACUAAAUAAUUAACAGAUCUUCAGACCUGCUGUAUUAGCAUACUGGUGCUUGGGAUGACUUGUGGUGCCAUUACCUCAAUGUGUUCUUAGGAAACAGAUUCCACUAGUGCUGUUGCAAUGCUGUGGAAGCAUCAUAGUUAUGCAUUGGCACAAUACUGGAAAUAUCAGUAUUAUCUCACGAAGUUGUUAUUUUAUACAUACGAUUGGCAAGAGAAGUUUUAACUUCCAAAAUUUCUUCUGAUUCUGAUUUACUGUUCGAAUCUGGCCAUUAACCUGUGCCAUCCUUGAUGUAAUUAUGUGCUGAAGGAGGUAGUAUGAGACAAACAAACAUUUGAUGAACUAUAAAACUUAGAAGUUUUGCAUAAUAGUUGUGAUCUCUUUAAAAUUAUGGCAGAUUAUACUCAGUAGAAAAAUACACAAAAGUUGUGUUUCAUAAAAUUUGUUUUUUCUUGCAUUUGAUUCUUUUGGGCACUUUUGUCACUCUGGAGAAUACUUCUGCUCCCUGUUAUUCAUCUUCUUUUCCUCUCUGGUUUGCAUCACGUAUUUUUGUGUACUGGUUUUUGGCACAGUGUUUGCAGUACUCCUUCCGGUAUUGACGGCGGCAGCGGACGUAGCACACCCUCUUCAGUUAGCACUGUUAGCACUAUCUGUCCUACCGAAUUGAAAGCUGCAGCUAAGAUGGCCCCCAACAUUCCUUUAGAAAUGGAACUGCCUGGUGUCAAGAUUGUACAUGCUCAGUUUAACACACCUAUGCAAUUGUAUUCAGAUGACAAUAUUAUGGAAACACUGCAGGGGCAGGUUUCUACAGCACUGGGGGAAGCCACCCCGAUAAGGUAAUCCAAGCCACAAUGUAUGGUUAGCUUAUUUCUAAGGCAUGAAUAGUGCUGCCAUUAUUGUUGCUUCAUUAGUCGUUAAGGCUUUUAAAUAUAUCUAAACCAUGCCAAUUUGAAAGUCAAUGUGAAAUUCUGAAAGUCAAUGCCUAUUUAGUCAUCAAUUUCAGUGGGAUAAAGACUGCCACCUUGGUGAAAAUGUUCUAUGGAAGAUGGACAGAUGGACAAAAUGUAGCCUAAAUUGAGAAUUAUUAGGAAAACUACUGUGUCAUGCCAGGGAGAUUAAAAAUGAAGUUUGGUUAGGUUUCAUAUAAAUGUUUUUAGGUUUGUGAAAAUUUUAUGCAUUCUAACUUGUGUUUAAAUUAGGGGCAAAUGCUUGAAAGAAAAUAUUGUGACUUCCUAGGGAAAUGAAGAGUUUUAAGUUUGGUUAAGUUUUUAUAUAACUUUAUACAAUUUGUGUAAAUGUUACUUUGAUAUGGGUAUGUAGCUCCCCUUAUGUGUCCAGCUCCUACUUUGUGUUAGUUUGACAAUUAGAGACUUGAUAACAAAUCUCAAUCUAUAUGCACUCAGCUUGUAAACAGUCACAAGAGUCCCAUAAUUGAUGUCAACAGGAAAUGAGACAUUCAGAUAAAUUGCCCUAUAUAUAAAUUACAUUUACAUUAAAGUAUAUAGCAAUUGUCCUGCUAAUCUGCUGGAAAUUGGGCAUCUCUAAACUUUUAGAAUUUUGUGUGCACUCACAAAGUAGCUACAUUUUCUGGACAGUGAUUCCCUGGGGUGUUCAUUAAGUGAACUGACUUUACCCAUACUGCACUCCUGGACUAAAUAUUUAUUUAUCAUAUUACAAGUACUGGCAAGCAUGCUUUUGGGAACCAUUCCAGUAAAAAAAAGCUUUGAGUUGUUUUUGUUGAUGGGGUUCAUUUUCACCAAGUAUGAACUUGGAAAUGCCAUAUUAUUCCCUAGGGGUAUUUUGUGUCUGGUAACUAAUAGAAGCUUUAACCCUUCUUGUGGGAUGCUCCAGUUGCCUAUAAGACGAUUAUUAGAAAUCAAGAGUUAAAUCUAAAGUGAUUAAGCUUUAAUUUCCUUUGGAAACUGGUAAACUUCAUUUUCUGAGCUUUAUAUUUGUUCUCUGCGUAGAUUUUCUUUUGCACAUUGCUAGAAUGGAACAUUAUCUGACUUCGUUCAGUUCUGUGCCUUCCACUUUUGUUUUAAACAAUGCAAUUAUAGUGAACAUUUACUGGUUAACUAUCUCAUACAGCUCAUUGAUUUUUCAGUGACCCAGUACCAGCUGCAGUGCCCCAGUCUGAUGUGUACAGGCUGCUACAUGAUGAUCAGCAAGGAUCAAGUAAGCCACGUCAGUCCGGUUCCUUUAAGAUUCUCCAAGACAUGGUCUCUGAUGAAUCUGGUUAGUUGCCAUUUUUGUACGGCAUCUCUCUUCACUUACACUGCAUUACAUUUCUAUGAUGCAGCCAGGCACACCACCUCCUAGGGGAAGAGGUUUCUUCGGCCCUCUUAAUAUAUGCUGGCAGGGGGGCAGGCCCCCUCGAUAUUGAGAGGGCGGAGGAGGCUGAGCACGACACACUUUAGUGGCUGCCUCCUCCUGAGCUUGAGAAAGGAAGCUGCACGAUGCAACUACCUCUCCUAUGCUCAGGAGGAGCCAAGCACUAAACUGUGCUGCACUCGGCCUCCUCCUGCUGGUGCAACAUUGCACAUGCAUCGUGUGCCAGGCACAUGACAUCACUCACACAUGAUGUAUGCCAGUCCCCAAUCUUGCACGCAAGACAGCGCCUCUGGAUGCAGCCACUUUGCUGAAGCUAAGCAGGUUUUGGGCUUGUUAAUUACUUAACAGGAGGCAACUCAGGACAUCACUUACACAUUGUCAAAAAAGAGGGAAGACAUCACCAAAAAAGGGCACAAGCUUGCAUAAAAUUUGCAUGCCAUGAUUAACAUAUACAGAAGUGAAUUAAGAAAGAAUUACAAUAAUUUAGCUAGACGUAAGAUACUUCUCAUUAUUGUGGGGAACACUGUGACCAGGUGACCUGUGUGCCUACUCAACCUGUUGAUAGGAAACUUCAAGGUUGCUGUUCUCUCUUCUUACAGAGAUGGGAGACUUGGAUUGGAGUGCACUACAAAUAAAAUAUUCCUUCAAAGAGUGGGCUAUCCCCUGAUAGCCAUUCAAAUAGAGAACUGUAAACCUUGAGUUCCAUAAUGGAAGAAAGGCACUAAAUAAAGUAAAGCCUAACUGGAACAUGAACAGUGAUACCAAUAUCAAAUGUUAACCAAGAGGGUUAAACAUAUGCAGACCAUGUGUUCACAGUAAAAAUGAGAGAGGGAGAUAAAAGUAGCAGCAUAUAUCUACUGCUUAAUUAAAUGGAAUCCCCUAACUUACUGAGCAGUCCCAUAACUCAGAAGUAAAUCCAAUUGUGUUGAAUGAGGAUUGCCCCCUAGGGUUUAUCGGAAUGUGCCUAAGGGAGAGAGGCUAUAGACAUGGCACCUGCAUAUAACUAGUGAACUUCUUUUUUAAAAACAGCUUAAAAAUUGAGGAAAUCACCAAUAUUAUGCCAGAGAAUUUGGAUGGUUAAAAUAAUAAUCAAGCUUCAUGUGUUUUGUUAGGCAAUCCCUUGUUUUGUUUUGUUUUGUUUUGUUUUAAUACUAAUUAGCAAUCUCAUCUAGUAACUUUGCAGAUGAGAAUGUAACACUAAGGGAGUACUUUUAAUAAUUUUUCUCCUACGCCAUUUUCUCCGUCUAAAUUGCAUUUAACCCAAGACACUUAGAAGAAGCCUUGAGCUCUGUCCUGUCCUGUAAACAAAAGUGGCAUCUUUUUCUUUUUCUCCAGAUGGUCGGGCCCCUGCUAUAAGGAGUGUGAAAGCACCAGUAACGAAGGUACCUGCUGCUGGAGGAAGUGUGCCAAAGGUGCCCUUGUGUGACAAGUGUGGAAAUGGAAUUGUGUAAGAUAUUUUAUUUUAGUUCUAAUUGAUUUAUGGCAUAGGUCUUUGGAAAAGUUCACAUCAAUCUAGUGGUGGGUGGGUAUCUGUGAUUUCUCUUUCAUGAAGUUAUACAAAAUUCAAAGCAUUCAUACCUCUUUAUAGAGCUAUUCUUUAUUGCACAUUUUUAUGCAUUUUGUUUUAUUUUGUUGGUGCAGCAUAUAUUUUUAAAAGGUUAAAUAAGGUUUGGGACAAUGCUAUAAAUAAAGUCUGCAUAGCCUGUGUUGCUCUAAAAGAAAUGUUGGCGAAGCUUCUUGAUUUUACAUGCUCUUCUUAGCUCCCACUGAAAUUCAACCUCAGCAGGGUGCCUAACAGAUGCUGUACAGAUUGGCUGUAACAGCAUAUGAUCAGGAGCUGCAGAGGUGAGGGUAUCUGAAAUUUACUUAGUGGUUUUCAUCGGUCAAAUUUUGGCUUGCAGGCAUCUAGGUAUAUUUUAUUUUUAUUUUUAAGAAACCCGAUUUUGUAUAUUCAUAAUUGAACUUUAACUUCUUUUAUUUUUACCCCCCUUUCUUUGAUCUACAGUGGCACAGUGGUGAAGGCACGUGAUAAGUACAGGCAUCCUGAAUGUUUCGUGUGCUCUGACUGCAACCUCAACCUGAAGCAGAAAGGCUACUUCUUUGUGGAGGGGCAAUUAUACUGUGAAGCUCAUGCACGAGCUCGUAUGAGGCCCCCAGAGGGAUAUGAAGCCGUCACUGUUUAUCCCAAGGCUUAGCUGUCCGGAGAGACACAAAUAUCUGCAUGCUCACAUAAGGCACUAUCCGCUUACAGCAGCAAUACGACUGAAGGCAAUCCCGCAUUCUGCUUUUUAAAACAGGGAGGGAGACAGGAUGGAGAAGUUGGGAGAAGGAUGAUCAUUCUUGUAGCCCAUGUUGGUAUCUAUGGGAUUAUUUCCCAAAACAUUAUCACUAUGGCUGCCAGUGUAAUCCAAUGAGUUAUAAAUCUGACAUGCUAUAUUAAGAUCCUUUGCAAAUUGAGUUCAUGUAUAAUACUAUGAGUAAUCUACAGUGAGAGAACCAUACUGUAUUUUUAAAAUGUUCCUCUGUUUCUCUGUACAAGUGCAAUUAAAUGGCUUUUUUAAAAAAGACAUGUUCUGCAGCAGCAUUUACUCCCCAGUUACUUCAUAUCCAGUGGAAGUGGGAAGACACAUUCAGGAGUAUAUUGUCUGAAGAAAUAUGACUUGUGGUGGUAGAAGCAGUGGUGGCAAAUAUCACAAGUUUUUAAAGAGGAGUGAAACAGAUGUCUCAAAUUAGCAGUUGUUGCAUCUGCAUGGGGCAAAAUACAACCUCAUACAUUUUUGGAAGAAAACUCUGUGAUAAAACAAAUUUAAGCUUGUGUCUAGAGAAGUCAAGUGCAAGACUGUUGACAGGUGAUGGCUAGUAUGAAAAUGGUAUAUAUACCUUAAUGUUAAGACUGCACCCUACUUUAUCUCCCUAAGGCAUUGUUAUUGCAAUGUUCUGAUGUAACCUAUAUCUUCACCUGAAGGAAAAACAUCAGUCCUCAGACCCUUUCUAAACUAAUCCAGGCCCCCAUCUAGCCUCUGGCGCUAUCCCCAGGCCACAUCCCCCACCUGAAAAUAUGCCCCUUCUCUGGGAGACAC
This is a messenger RNA of Podarcis lilfordi (Lilford's wall lizard), 24501 nucleotides long. NCBI's taxonomy places the organism in Eukaryota, Metazoa, Chordata, Lepidosauria, Squamata, Lacertidae. The record is from the annotation of a GenBank genome assembly.